Messenger RNA from Lobosporangium transversale, 1428 nucleotides. RefSeq names its product ribonuclease P 40kDa subunit-domain-containing protein. Gene Ontology annotation, biological process: tRNA 3'-end processing; tRNA 5'-leader removal; endonucleolytic cleavage in ITS1 to separate SSU-rRNA from 5.8S rRNA and LSU-rRNA from tricistronic rRNA transcript (SSU-rRNA, 5.8S rRNA, LSU-rRNA). Lineage: Eukaryota; Fungi; Mortierellomycota; Mortierellomycetes; Mortierellales; Mortierellaceae. The transcript has 8 exons. Bases 58 to 1218 code for a protein of 386 amino acids. Gene Ontology annotation, molecular function: ribonuclease MRP activity; ribonuclease P activity. The record is from RefSeq and is a predicted model, not a curated record. Gene Ontology annotation, cellular component: multimeric ribonuclease P complex; ribonuclease MRP complex.
UUUUUUUUUAAAAAUAUCUUUUACAGGUCUACUGUCAACAUCAGCAACAGACACACAAUGUCAACAUUCUUUCCAGAAGCAGACCCGCCAAAGGCAUAUUCGUACAUGACUCAUUAUUCUUUCAAUUCACCAAAGAAACUACAUGCCACCGGAAUACUAUCGCACCCUUUUAACCAAAAAAUCCAAGUUUUUCUUCCCACAGCAUCUUCUCCAGCCAUCACAUCCCAAUUGAUACAGACGCUACAAAAGGACACAUACUACUAUCAUGCACAUCUCCCGCUCUCGCUUUUCCUCUCUUCAAAUUUCAUGCAAUUCAUCCGCAAUGGACUGAUUGCACUUUCUGUCCAAGGAGGAAUCGAUACUCAUGAUGUGAUCUGUAUCGAUGGCAAGGGCAGGAUGAUCCUCUCACUCACAAAGGACACGUACGAACAACUUGGACUCACCGGUGUACCUUCAAAAUUUCAUCCGAACCGUCAUCGCUAUGUCGUUGAAAUUGAUAUGCUUUCACCAGCUAUGGUUCCAGGAAAGCGAGGCUUUGAUCGGAUCAAAUGGUGUUUUGAAAACACUCUUGUCACUGUCUUCCCUAUGGUCUUGGCUAGCGUAGACGGACAUGGAGUUUCCCUGCCGCUCGAAUUUCCGGAUACUGUCAAAGCAAUAAAAAUGGGAUUCAAAAUCCAAUGUACCUCUCUCAACAACAUAAUCAUCCCAGAUACCCGGACCAUCCGCACCAUUGGUAAAAACAAUCUUCGCUGGCGAUUAAACGUGUCCGGGCUAUUUGAAUGGAUCGGCAUGGCUUCCAUACAGUCAGAUCGUAUCGUCCAAGGUGACAAAAUCGACCCUUACCUCUGCGUCUACUCUAAUCCUCCUCAGGCAAACGCAAAUGAAACACCGAUAGCAUCCAGAGCUUGUUUGAUUGAAAUCACAGGCUUGAUCCCAGCUCCAUCUGUCCUUCAUAUAUUUGAAUUGCUUCGGUCCGUGCUUAAUGAAAGCAGCCCGGAUCCAGAACUAAUGCCAGAGUGGGCCAACUUCACAGUCUGGGGAUUUCAGGACUCGCCCAUCUCGUGGCGAGGUAAGGAACAUGGACAUCUGAUCAGCGGCGAGAAUAUGUAUUCCUUUUUCCUUUGGUCUUCAAAUAUCUCACCUCAAGGCAAAGAGCAUCCAGACACCGGCGUAUAUGUCAUGUUCGAGAAUGUGGCUGCCCAUGACCUACACUCAUAGUUCUGCAUUGAGAACGAGAACAAGAAAUUGAAAACCUUAGCAUAGACCAAUUAUAGAAAUGCAUGUAUAUAUUUAUUAAGAUAGAUGGCGGAUAAAAUAAUAUCAGAGAGGAAGUAUUCCAAAUCGCCAUUAUCAAUAUUUCGAUACUUAAAAAAACAUAACCCCCCUCCCUCUUUAUGGGUUCGCCUCAGUCACUACCCAUUGGCCAGC